AUGAGUUCAGGUUUGAUCUUUUUUACCAUGGAAUUCUCAGAUAUUAAGCCAGUGAAACCCAACUCAAAUAAUAUAUCAGAAAUGGUCUGCAAGUUUGCCAAAGUUUGUAGACUGAAGUCUAUUGGGGUGUUUUCCUCUGAAAUCCCCAAUCUCCCUCCCUUGCACAGACCCAUUUGCAAUGAGACUCCUCUGAGUGAAACCAGUAAUGAGGAGAGCAGAUGCUAUCACCAAAAAGUGCAUCCCCACCCCAUUGAAGUGCCAGCCAAAGAGGAUGCUUGUGUUGGUUUGGAGGUCAUGAGAAAGAUAUUUGGUGCUGUUUCAGCACUGAAAUUGGCAUACCUUCAGCUUCAGCAGGCGCAUAUCCCUUAUGACCCUCUGAAGAUAGUUGCUGCUGAUGACCUGGUUGUUGCUGAGCUUGAUAAGAUUUGCAAGUUCAAGCGCGAAUACACACAGAAGCAUUGCAAGAAAGCAAGGUUCAAUGCCGCUCGUUCUGCUCCUUUGAUGGCUGAAAUUGUGGCCAAGGAGGCACUGUUGAGGAAACUUAAGUCUCAGAACAGUGCUAAAGAUUCUGAGAUUGUACGAUUGCGGCGCGACCUGCUCGAUUUGGAGAUUGGGAAUAAAAAUCUCACUGAGAAGAUGAAGCAGAUAAGUUUGGAGAAAAGGAAAGCGGGUGUUUUGAGUGUUACUAAGUUCCAAGAUGUCUUCAUGGCUGCUUCGAAGUCCAUUCAUGAUUUUGCAAGACCGAUGAUUAGCUUGAUGAAAGCUUCAGGUUGGGACCUUGAUAGGGCUGCAAGUUCUAUUGAGAAUGAUGUUGUUUAUUCCAAAAGGUGUGACAAGAAGUAUGCUUUUGAGGCCUACAUUGCGCGCAGAAUGUUUCAUGGGGUUGCGUUAACCUCUUAUGAUGUGACUGAUAUUAUGAAGUUUGGUGACCCUUUUGAAGCACUGCUGGAGAAUCCACAUUCAGAUUUUGCCAAAUUUUGUCAAGCAAAAUACCUUCUUGUUGUGCAUCCCAAAAUGGAAGAGUCAUUCUUUGGCAAUUUGGAUCACCGAAUGUUUAUAAUGAGUGGGAAGCACCCUAGAACUGAGUUCUUUCAAUUGUUUGCUAAGAUGGCAAAAUGGGUUUGGGUUUUACUUGGAUCUGCUCUGUCAAUAGAUUCUGCAGCAACCCUAUUUUCUGUGAACAGGGGAAGUGUGUUCUCCAGCUUUUACAUGGAAUCUGUUGAAGAAGAAAAGGAGAGUGCAAUUCUUUCAGAUGAAGAAGGAACAACCCACAAAGUUCAGUUUAUGAUCAUGCCAGGAUUUAAAAUUGGAAAGAUUGUGGUGAAGUCUCGAGUUUAUAUCUCAAAAUAA
This is a messenger RNA of Sphenostylis stenocarpa, 1350 nucleotides long. NCBI's taxonomy places the organism in Eukaryota, Viridiplantae, Streptophyta, Magnoliopsida, Fabales, Fabaceae. The record is from the annotation of a GenBank genome assembly.